AUGGGUUUAUAUUUGGCAUUGUUUAUCCUUAUCACAGGAAAUGGGUUUGCGAAUGCAAAACGGAUCGUGGGAGGCGAAGAGACCACCAUAGAAAAAUACCCAAGCCUGGUCCAAGUGGAAAUGUACACAUCAUGGGCUGAAGGCCAGCAUUCUCAAAACCCAGUGGAUUAUGUCUGCCGCUCAUUGCUUCCAUGGAUGGUUAGUCUUUUUGGUUUCAACGGAAAUUGCGUACGUGUGCAACUGCAAGCAUAUGUAGUCACUGGCUGA
Messenger RNA from Leptosia nina, 267 nucleotides. The record is from the annotation of a GenBank genome assembly. Lineage: Eukaryota; Metazoa; Arthropoda; Insecta; Lepidoptera; Pieridae.